AUGACUGUAGUGCUGUGGAAAGACAGCGAGAGCGGCAGUCGAGGGGUGACUGAACAUCAUGGGACAUGAUCCAUGAGACUGAAGCACAGCUGUGUGGAGCUUCAUCAUCUGCCUUUCAUCUUUUACAACUGACACUGACAGCACAACUGCUCUGGACAAUACAUUUACACUGAAAAACUGAAUCCAGUUUCGUCGGGGCGUCGUUUAAAGUUUCCAAUAAUGAGACUGAAUUUUUCAGCCAGUUGGAUAUUUCAGGGAUGGAUCACGCACUUGGUUCUUGCACUAUGCACACAGACAGGAUUGGCCGUAAACUGUGAUCAAGACGAGUAUGAGCAGAAAGGGUUGUGCUGCAAAAAAUGUAAACAAGGGCAAUAUGUUUCCGAGCAUUGCACUGCCACCUCAGACACAGUCUGCCACUACUGUGGUCUUGAUGAGUACCAGCCGGACAUCAGCAGUGACACGAAAUGCAUCCCUCAGAAGUUUUGUGAUGAGGGUAAAGGUUUCAACCGUACUCGUCCACACAACCGCACAGCGGCCGUACCCUGUCGGUGCAAACAGGGUUUCCACUGUUCUGUGUACAACUGCGAGUUUUGCGAGCCGAUUGAGAAAUGCCCUCCAGGAGAAGGUGUUGUGAGAGAUGAAACAACAGACAGAGCGUCCUGUGCACCAUGUCAGUAUGGAUUUUCAGAUUCAUUGUCAAUUGAAGCCUGCAAGAAAUGGACAGACUGCAAGGCCAUUGGCAAGACUGAGAAGCAGCCAGGAAGCACCACGACAGAUGUGGUGUGUGGACUUCAUUCCCCCGGUCAUUUGACACCCUGGGUAGUGGUGGCCAUCCUCUCUGUCAUCAUAGUGAUAUCUCUGGUUGUGCUUUUCCUGUUCUGCUGUAAGGAUAAAAUGAACUUCCUCUCGGUAAAUCUUCGCACAUGUGUCCAAAACCUGAAAGGAAGCAGAAGUCAACAAGAGACUGUGAUACCGUCACCCCACCUUCCUAACAGUCUACAAACCUGCCCUCUGAUUUGCCCAGACUCCCUAAUCAUGUGUCCCAGCACCACAUUGACCAUUACAGAUGAAACCUCUACUAGCACAGACCAGGAACAAGUCCAGGACCAAGCUGACGCAUCAUCAGGGAGCUCCUGUGAAGAUUCCGGAAGUGGACCUGCGUCCCCGCUGUCGGGCAGCUCCUGCAGCUGCGUCCUUUCCAAGGAACCCAUCGAGGUUGGCGAAAACGAGGACUGCAGUCAACUCAUACCCACAGGCCCCGCGACGUGUUGCUCUUGCAGGACAGGAGAUGCCGUCGAUACCUCAGCAGAAAACGUUCAAGUGAUCAGUUUAAAAGAGCCUCUGUUGUGUGAAAACUGCUCUUCUGAAGGUCUGCCCGCUUGCGCCGGCAGUGCCGAUUACGUAGAUCUGCACCGUUCCCAGGAACUCUACUCCGCUGGGAAGGAAGCCAUGUCGGAGAUAAGAGGUUUUUACGACGACAGGGGUCAGGUCGAGGGGCAGUACAGACAAAAUGAACCCUGUUGCUGCAGCAUAGACUCCACCACCAUUCCACCCUUGCCAUCGGUGAGCACUAAUGAUCAGGGCCUCUCGCUGAUCGACAGCAAUGACAACAAACUGUCCGACCCGGAUGCAGACGCAGAGUACCAGAACCGGUGCUCAGAGGCGGCUCUCACAUCUGGUCAGGUGACGGGAAACAACAACACUACUUUUAUUUCCAGCGGGCAGGUAAUGAACUUUAGUGGUGAGGUCAUUGUGGUUUACGUCAGUCAGACGUCACUGGGUAGCGGAGGGACAUCGGAGGAACCCUUCAGUUGUCCGGUUCAGGAAGAAUCGAACGAUGACAGCUUUCAAAGUGACCCUAAAUCCACCACGAGCACAUUGGCACAGGGCAAGAACGGGGUCGGGCCUUCACAGAGACAUCUACCUGUACAGGAAGUGACCAAUGAUUGGUCUCUCCAAAAGUAAAGGUGCCAAAAAAACCAGGACUGGAUUUGAUUUUUGUUGUAUCAUUUUUGAUUAUCCAUUUGGCGUAUUGACAGCACUUAAUGUACAGCGACCAAAGUGUAAUUUCAUGAAAAAUGCUAUGCAUUUGUUGAGCUAUGUAUUUAUAUCAUAUAAAUUGGGUACUUAGUAAGCAUUGAUGUUAGUGGAGCAUGUGUUAAUGAUUUGAUGACGGUGAAAGUCAAGAACGUUGACCCGAGAAUGCUUCAUUUUUUAAACAAACUCUGUGUUCAAAAGCUAGUUAAAGAGUGGCUUGGUGCGACCGUAAGCCAAACCCGGGCCAAACACAAUGAUGUCAAAGCCAGAGAAAGCCACCAGAACAAAAGCAUGGACUCGCUUUCUCUGCCUUUUCUGAAAUUGAGUGAAAUUGAACCGUACCUCAUUGCGAGAAGCAUUUUAGGGGGAAUGUUCAAGCGGAGAACAGUUUUAAAAGCUACAGGGAUAAUAUGUCUACAUUUAAACUUUAAUUUGUAAAUGUUCAAUCAUUUUUUUGUUGUUAUUUAUCGUGCCAUUUUGUGCCGCUGACCUGACAAGUCUGUCUGACUGGAGCAGAAAAAGAUAAUGUAAUCGUGGAUGUUAUUUACAAGCAUUAAAAUGUAUAUAGUGAUUGAAAGCUAAUGUUCUGUGAUUUUUUAUGAAUCCACCUUUUACUGUAAAUAAAGCUUGUUUGUAUGAAA
Paramisgurnus dabryanus is the source of this 2678-nucleotide messenger RNA. RefSeq names its product tumor necrosis factor receptor superfamily, member 11a, NFKB activator (gene tnfrsf11a). The record is from RefSeq and is a predicted model, not a curated record. Gene Ontology annotation, biological process: tumor necrosis factor-mediated signaling pathway; ossification; positive regulation of bone resorption. Lineage: Eukaryota; Metazoa; Chordata; Actinopteri; Cypriniformes; Cobitidae. Gene Ontology annotation, molecular function: tumor necrosis factor receptor activity; cytokine binding. Gene Ontology annotation, cellular component: external side of plasma membrane; membrane.